Molecule: messenger RNA, 2226 nt
Organism: Didymella exigua CBS 183.55
Lineage: Eukaryota; Fungi; Ascomycota; Dothideomycetes; Pleosporales; Didymellaceae
Exons: 8
Coding region: 131-2155 (674 amino acids)
Biological process (GO): regulation of DNA-templated transcription
Molecular function (GO): DNA-binding transcription factor activity, RNA polymerase II-specific; zinc ion binding
Source: RefSeq, a predicted model, not a curated record
CUGCAGCUGAAAUAUCAUCCUUCGCUCCCAGUACACGCGCGAUCCAAAGGGACCAAUCACUGCUGACAUCCGAUUACAUGCUGUCGUGAUUUAUACGCCUCAAUGCAGGGCAGGAUUGGGGUUACAGACGAUGGUGUACCGAGGCAAGCCAUCAUCGGCAUGUGGAGAAUGUAGAAAACGCAGGAGCAGGUGCGAUCAAGCCACUCCAUGCAGGCAAUGUGUCAAAGCUGGUCGCGUAUGUCCAGGGUAUCGAAAUGCCGUCGAUCUCUUAUUCCACGAUGAGAGCGCAGAGGUCGAGCGGAAGAGUAAAGGCAAGUCUUCGAAAGCAGCAACGACUUCGACCAUCGUCGAGACUGCUGUCGUAGUACAAACCUUGGCUCCCGUCAAACUCAACAACUUUGUUGUGUACCAGCCAUGGGACGACUUGGGCGUGCACUUCUUCAUGUCGAACUAUGUCGGCAAAGACCCUGCCGUAUCACAACUUCACUAUCUUCCAGACUUCUAUGGGAAGCUGGGCUAUGCUACUUCAUCAUUAAAGAAAACGAUCAUUGCCAGUGGACUCGCUGGCUACGCCAGGACUACUCGCCGACCUGAUCUGAUCGAACAGUCUACCAGGACUUACGUCGGCGCGAUCCGAGACAUCAACACCGCACUAUCCAGUCCGCAAAAUGCGGUCAGCGACAUCACGCUCAUGUCAAUCAUGAUGGCUGCGAUGUUUGAGACUAUGCUGGUCUCUUCGGAAUCGGGUAUGCACAACGUCAGUAAGCACCUGGAAGGCGCUAUGUCAGUCGCGUACCUGAGCUUGCAACAACGCCCACCCAGUGACGUCUUCAAGGCGUUACUGAGCAUGCUGAUUCAGAGUGUGAUUAUGAACUGCUGGAUUCAGCACGUACCCCUACCAGCUCGGUACAAGUCGAUCAGGCCCUACGUCCCUGACAGGAUCAACCCUCACUCAGUACACGCGAAGCUUGUGGACGUCCUGUCACGAGUAAUCGAGUUCAGAGAUGACCUCAAGGGAGGCUCGUAUCAGAAUCCAGAUACGGUCCUUCAAAGAGCCUUGAAGGUCGAUGCCGAACUGAAGACCUUUAUUGAGGAGAUGCCGACCCACACUUGUUUCGAGAAGUGCUGGAUGCCAACAGCGCAAGUAACAGAGGUGCAGCAACUGGUCUAUAAUUGGGUCUUUCAUGCCUAUCCCCAACAGUUUGCCGGUCACCUCUGGAAUAACGUGCGCUCUUGCCGAAUACACUUACACCAGCUGGUACACCAGCAGUGCUCCAUCCUCCUAUCCUCGAGUGCUGGGAGCGAGUACGCGAACUUGCGUCUCCAAAGAUCAGCCUCCGAGUCACUGACGAUAGUGCUCGCCGAAGAGAUCUGUGCGACUGUUCCACAACUACUCUCGUCACCAAACCCAUCCGAACGCUCCAUGGCAUCGAGUUCCUCAACCCACACCAAGCCAGCGUCCGACAACUCCGGCCCUGGCUCGAACGCAUCAACACCAAGGACAUGCGACGCCUCGAGCCCCCAAUCCACAUCAACAACAUCAUCCGACGCAUGCAAAAACACCAUCCCCAACCCCAACCCCGUCAAAAACCCCCCCUUCACACCCGGCGCCCUUGACCCAGCCAGCGCCUUCCACCUCCUGCUGAAGCUACACAACCUAACCCUCGUCCCGUGGCUACCUUUCGCGAUGAAAUCCUGGAUCCGCGACCGUAUAACCUGGAUCAGCAGCAAUAGCGACCCCUACAGCGCCGGGCGAUUGAUCGCCAUGGUCCGCAAGCGGCCGUGCGACGGGUUUCCCGUCAGCGACGCGCCGGGCCAGGUGCCGUUCGGCGGGAUCUGCGAGACGAUUGCGCUGGCGCCGGUGGACCAGCGACUGUGGUUCCUCGCGCACAGCUGGCUGUUUGUGGGCAUUGACUGGAAUGCGGACUACUACUCGGAGAAGCAGACGCGCAUGACGAGCGAGAACGGGUGGCAGAUUCGGGAUGGUGAAGAAGGCACUGCCUUGCAGUUGAUUCAGGAGAGCGGCGCAGAGAGCUGGGAACACAGAUGCAGGCCAAGCAGGGAGAAGAGCAUGAUGACGGAUGAGGGUAUCGACUGUGACGUUUUGCCAGGCACGAACUUGGUGUGGAGAAAACCGCACUGGACAUUUGGAUGAGCAUGAAAGUGUGCGCGUCGCGGAGGGCGAGCCAGUGAAGCAUACAAACGAGCAAGCACAUGAGAACUUGG